CGAUAAACAGUGGUGUUCGACAACGACAGAUGAGAAAAAAUCGGUGCGAUUGUUAGUACGGCGUCAGUUGAGCCACAAACAACAAUCGCAAAUACGAGAAAGAAUGGCGUGCCUGAAGAUCUACCUUGUUCUGCUCUUGGCCGUCGCAAUCGGCGUGGCUGUUGCAAAACCGGGAUACUUAGGAUACGGAUAUGGUUAUUAUCCAUAUCACUACGGAUAUAGAUUCCCGUUCUAUGGAGGAUAUGGAGGAUAUGGACAUGGGUAUGGAGGAUACGGUCAUGGAUAUGGACAUGGAUAUGGACAUGGCUAUGGAUUUGGAUAUCCAUUCUACGGUGGUUACGGUCAUUAUGGUGGUUACGGUCAUGGUUAUGGCUACCAUGGUUAAGGUGGAUACAAAACACAGCUUUCUUCUGGAUUCUCUUUGAAAUACUGUCUGAAGAGUGAGCUCAGUACAAAGAUGAUCUACAUCGUUUUCUCUCCAUUGUAUCUUUUUGUUACCAGGAUUCAUCCAACGCCACAAAUAAUAUAACUGUCCACGUAACGCUUGUGUUACAUUGUUCACGCAAUCUAUCUACGGCAAAAUUUUAAGAAAAUAAGAACAAAAUUCUUUAAAAAAUAA
Trachymyrmex septentrionalis is the source of this 619-nucleotide messenger RNA. Its product is annotated as neuropeptide-like protein 29. Lineage: Eukaryota; Metazoa; Arthropoda; Insecta; Hymenoptera; Formicidae. The record is from RefSeq and is a predicted model, not a curated record. The transcript is spliced from 3 exons. Bases 104 to 385 code for a protein of 93 amino acids.